AUGGGCGUUUGUCUGGCGUUUCUAUCCCAACAACGACGGAAAGUGUUUUCGUUUGCAUCAAGAAUUGCAUCUUGGAGGACGAGACAACUUGACAACGCGUCUGUAGAGAACAAGGAGUCUUCGGACCAAACGGUUUGCAAUCAUUUUUUUGUUGGAAUUGCGGAAAAUGCUCAUGAUCCAAGCGUUGACGAAAAACUUAACUCAAAGAAAGAGUCCAGCUACCGUAAUCAAGACUCCCCCAAUUCCCAGUUCAAUGCUAUAUCUUUUCUAACUUUAGUUUAG
This is a messenger RNA of Caenorhabditis briggsae, 282 nucleotides long. Lineage: Eukaryota; Metazoa; Nematoda; Chromadorea; Rhabditida; Rhabditidae. The transcript is spliced from 3 exons. The coding region runs from base 1 to 282 and encodes 93 amino acids. The record is from RefSeq and is a predicted model, not a curated record.